CAGGCACAAGCAUGAAUGUGGCCGCGGCACCAAGCACGAUGGAUCCGAGCGGCAGUCCACCGAAUGGGCGAUACGAGUACCUCUUGCAGCAAGUCGUACAGCUCAACACAGACCUACACAAAACUGUCGCAUUGAGCCAAUCGUUAAAGUCUGAGCGGGACUCGCUGCAAGAGCUCACACAGAGGCUAAAGCAAGACGUGAUGCGGUGCGAAGAAAGGUGCGAGAAGAUGCAGGAAGUGUUGAUGACCGAGACCGAGUACAAGGUCCAGUCCGACCGCAAGCACGAAGCGCUGAUGCACAAGUGGAAACAGCAGCUCGAGAUCAAAGCUAGGGAGUUCGAAGUGCUGCAGAAGAACCUUGCGCCGCCGAAAGAUCUAGACCAGCUGCGACUUGCCAUCCAGGACGAGGUCGAGCUCCCACACCGCCAGCGGACCCAAGGCCUCCAGCUAGAAAUCGACAAAUACCGCGAAAUGUAUUACUCGGUGCGCCGGGACUUCGAGAUUCUCAAAACCGAGCACGACCAGACAAUCAUCAACCACGUGCGAACACACGACAAGUACUAUCGUCGGUUCGUAAACUGUGGUUAGGGCCACGAGAUCGAAAGCACUAUCGCAACACAUAUGGUGCUCAUGAACGACUUAAAGCGGCAGCUGGACGCCGCCGACGACCGCGCCGCCGACAUGCACACAACCGACAAGCUCCGACGCAUGGAACUUGACAAGGACACGUUGGUGACAGAGAACCAUAAACUUCGCCAAGAGUUGGAGCAUGUUCGGCAAGCAAAAGUGGAUCUAUUCCAGCGACAAGAAGCAGACGCGACCAAGUUUGCUACUCAGAUGACGGAUGUGCUGGGAAAACUCACGAAUGUCGACUUGGAACUCAAAGCCACGGCUCGGCAGCUUGGGCGGUGUAAACAAGACUGCGAACGACUGCAGGGUGUAGUGGAUGAGAAAGACAAGAAGCUACGGGAAGCAACCGACGACGCCAUGCGACUGCGGGAGCAAGUGAAGCAAAAGGACUUGUUGCUGGUAGACAAUCACAAUCUCCACAGCUCCAAAUUGAGGGAGUUGCGGGCCGAGCUCGAGGCUGACAAGGUGCAGUUUAAGCAAAAACAAGUGGACUGGAUGGACCAAAUCGCGAGCCUGCAGUUGGCUCUACAGCAGUCGGAAGAGACCUUUCAGAAACGGGAAAAGGAAUGGCACCUCGAACAAGCCAAGCAGGUGGCUUUGCAGUCCCACGGCGAUACGCAUACGCAGCACACGACCGCCGCGCUACAAGCCAAGCUGGCCGAAAAGACCGCUGAAGCUGCGACCCUGCAAGAAACCCUUGACGGCUGCACCCAGAGAGCUACCCAUGCCUUGGACCAAGAACAGCUCAAAGUCCAUCGAUUGCAAGGGGAAAAGGAUUCCCUCAGCGCUAAACUCACCACUGCACAGGAACUGGUGACCAAAUUGAAGGCGGAAAACUUGUCGUGGCGGUCCCAACUCAAGGAAGUGGAGCAGGAGUACCGGGUUUUGCAAGGCAAAUACCGCGAUGCUAUGCAAAACCAGCAGGAUCUACAAAGCCAGCUGGACCAAGACAAAGCCAAGAUUCAGUACCUAGAAGACGACCUAGUGAAGCUCACCGACGAGCGGACUAACGACAAGCAAUCGUUUGAAAAGUCCCAAGCCCACCUCCAGGCACAACUGGACGAAACUCUGGCCGCGUCAUUCAACGCCCGACGCAGUCUGGCGGACGAGCACAAGAAAGUUGCUGACAAACUGACGAAAUCCCUCGUUAAAGCUGAACGAAAGCGCGAUGCGUACAAGGAGAAGUGCUUGCAAGUGCACGAACGGUACAAAGCAGCGGCCAUGGCCAAGGAAGCGGCGGCGGUGCAGUUGCAGCAACUCAAGGACCAGCACCAUAUCGAGAUCCAGCAAUUUCUUACCCAGUGGAGCCACGCCGAAGACUCUCGGUUGUCGGGCAGUAUGCCUGGUAAACCUAUGGACAUGAAGCUGGAUUCGUUCUUGGCCGAGAUCGACCAGUACAACCAAAUACACAGUCCGCGACUUAGUUGAAAUAGUUUCAUCAUGAAUCCUAAAGGGGUAUUAU
Aphanomyces astaci is the source of this 2091-nucleotide messenger RNA. RefSeq lists its product as hypothetical. The record is from RefSeq and is a predicted model, not a curated record. NCBI's taxonomy places the organism in Eukaryota, Oomycota, Saprolegniomycetes, Saprolegniales, Verrucalvaceae. The transcript has 11 exons. Bases 621 to 2057 code for a protein of 478 amino acids.